GGGGAGAAUCACAAAGCCUGGGUCUGGAAGCACUGGAGUGCAGAGUGCAGAUAGCAGCACGCUCCCUCGUGCAAGUUUCCAGGGAGCGUUUCUUCUUGGCACUGACACAGCCAAGUCUUCAGCUCUGACACAGAUGUUUCUCCAUCAGCUCUGAAGUAAUGCUGCUCACCAAAUACAAUGACAUAUCCAGGGAUUCAUGGUCCACCUCAGCCUUCUAAGAGGACUCGCUACUGAUGAAAUCAAAUGCUUAGAGAAGCAUGAGAUGUGAGGCUUUAUCUAAUAUUUUAUGUCAGCUGGUGAAUCGCCACAGCUCAGUACAGUGCUGCUUUACACCACUGCAACUUUCUUCAAAGCAAACUCUUGGUAAAAUCCUCUAAUUUCCCUCUGAUUGCGAACUGGUGUGAAGACUGGAAUGAUUUGCCUGUUGGAAGAAUGUUGACUCUCGAGUGGGAGUCGGAGGGACUGCAAACAGUGGGUAUUGUUGUGAUUAUAUUUGCAUCUCUGAAGCUGCUUCAUUUGCUGGGACUGAUUGAUUUUUCAGAAGACACUGUAGAAGAUGAAAUGGAAAUGGCCACAGUACGACAUAGACCCGAAGCUCUUGAAUUGCUGGAAGCACAGAGUAAAUUCACAAAGAAGGAACUUCAGAUCUUAUAUAGAGGUUUCAAGAAUGAAUGCCCCAGUGGUGUUGUCAAUGAAGAAACCUUCAAAGAUAUUUACUCUCAGUUCUUUCCACAGGGAGAUUCCACAACUUAUGCACAUUUUCUGUUUAACGCAUUUGACACUGACCACAAUGGAUCUGUAAGUUUUGAGGAUUUUGUUAUGGGUCUCUCAAUUCUACUCCGAGGGACAGUACAGGAGAAACUGAACUGGGCUUUCAAUUUGUAUGAUAUAAAUAAGGAUGGAUAUAUAACUAAAGAGGAAAUGCUUGAUAUCAUGAAAGCAAUAUAUGAUAUGAUGGGGAAAUGCACCUAUCCUGUUCUCAAGGAGGAUGCGCCUAGACAACACGUGGAAACAUUUUUCCAGAAAAUGGACAAGAACAAAGAUGGAGUAGUUACCAUAGAUGAAUUCAUCGAGAGCUGCCAGAAAGAUGAGAAUAUAAUGCGAUCCAUGCAGCUCUUUGAAAAUGUGAUUUAAUGAAGACAUUAGGUCUACAACUAAUGGACAAAUAUGAGCUAUUCUGCAACAUUAUCUAAAAGAUGGAUAUCCCACUUUAUCAUAAAUAAAAUUACUCAGCUUUACACUGAGACAUGUAUUAUGCAAAUAAUUUUUUUAUUAUAAACUUUCCCAACAAAAGAACUUUCUAAAUUAUACAAUUUAGCACAACAGUUGCAACUUAGUUAACAAGAUCAUUCUGAAAAGUCAGGUUUUUACUUCAAACCCAAACAAAAUAAGACCUUACAUUAUGCAGCUUUAUUACCAUUCCAACCCCUAGAUAAAAUAGAUACUAUCACAAGGAGAUUAAAUAAAUUCUCUUAGUUUUGCUACUUAUUUGUACUGGAUUAAGCUCCAGGUGUUUGCGUGUAUUUCUUAAAUCUUAGUUUCUAAUUUAUAAAGAGGUAUUACCCUGUAUUUUGUUUUCACAUUUGUAUGGUGUAGUCGUCAUUUUUUUGAAUAAUACUUUCAGUUAAAGUGCUAUAAUCGAUGUGCAAUGCACAACUUGCUACAAUUGCCUUUAACAUUUGACUUGCUUUUCUCUUAAAAAAAAAAAAAAAAAGCCCCAAACCUAACAAAAUAGAUAACUUGAGAGGAAGAACUGU
Molecule: messenger RNA, 1757 nt
Organism: Athene cunicularia (burrowing owl)
Lineage: Eukaryota; Metazoa; Chordata; Aves; Strigiformes; Strigidae
Gene: KCNIP4
Product: potassium voltage-gated channel interacting protein 4
Exons: 8
Coding region: 433-1134 (233 amino acids)
Biological process (GO): regulation of potassium ion transmembrane transport
Cellular component (GO): voltage-gated potassium channel complex
Molecular function (GO): calcium ion binding; potassium channel regulator activity
Source: RefSeq, a predicted model, not a curated record